AUGACGAAAAUAACAGAUGCAGCAACGAGACAGGCAGUUCAAAGUGCCUAUGACGCCGUUAGAGCAACUGUUGUGGAAAGUCAAGAAAAAGAGUUACAACAGACCAAAACAGACCUAGUAAAUGCUUUCUUAAAAACGAAAAGUCAGGUAGGACACUAUGCUGCAGAUGGAACAUAUGUGCCAGCUGGUGGAACUUAUAUACCACCAAACCCUCCAAGAGAAGCACCUGCACCAGGACUACCUAAAACAUUUACAUCGUCACAUGGACACAGACACAGGCAUGCACAACAACCAGCACAACAACCACCUCCACAACCAGCACAACAACCAACACAACAACCAGCACAGCAACCAACAGUUCAAAACCCUGCACAACAACAACCACAAACAGAGCAAGGACAUAAAAGAAGUAGAGAACAAGGAAACCAAGAAUUCUUAAAAAUGCUUAAAGAAGAGUGUGGUUUCCCAGAUAGUAUAUAA
Molecule: messenger RNA, 480 nt
Organism: Trichomonas vaginalis G3
Lineage: Eukaryota; Parabasalia; Trichomonadida; Trichomonadidae
Product: kinase-related family
Exons: 1
Coding region: 1-480 (159 amino acids)
Source: RefSeq, a predicted model, not a curated record